AUGACCUCCCAACCCCUCCGCAUCGGCGUCCUCCUCGUCGACUGCGUGCAACUCCUCGACCUCGCCGCAAUCGACCUCUUCAACAUGACAACCCCGGAAUACCUCCAAUCCUGCCACCUGCCCCAGCCCCUCAUGAAUCUCGCCCGACCCUGCGAAAUCCACUACAUCGGCGCCCAACCCGCCGGCACAAUCCAACCCACCACGGCCCAAAUGUCUCUCUCCCUAACCGCGUGCGUGUCUGAUGAGUUCGUCGCGCCGGGGAAGCUAGAUGUCCUACUCAUACCCGGCCCGGAUCCGAGCGUUGUACCCCCCGAAACAAUGUUGGAGUUUGUAAGGGGUCAUGAUGAGGCGGGCACGACAAUUUUGAGUAUCUGUACUGGUAUCUAUGUUGUUGCGUAUGCGGGGCUUCAUAAGGGGAGGAAGGUUACGGGACCGAGGUUUUUGAUUCCGCAGUUGAAGGAGAAGUUUCCUGAGGCUGAAGUUUGGGAUUCGGAGUUGAGGGUUGUUAGGGAUGGGCGGUUGUGGAGUUGUGGCGGAAUUACCAACGGGCAUGAUAUGGUAGCAGAAUAUCUCAGACAAAAUUACCCCGAUGCAUUGGUGAAUGCUAUUCUUGCCAUGGCUGAUGUGGAAGAUCGCGGUCUACACUAUAGCAGCAGCGUGACUCGUGAUAAUGCCUUUUUCGUCUGGCAGAUUGCCAAAGCGUUGCCUGCUGCUGUUCUAAAGAUGAUUACAGGAUAG
Messenger RNA from Aspergillus wentii DTO 134E9, 738 nucleotides. RefSeq lists its product as uncharacterized. The record is from RefSeq and is a predicted model, not a curated record. The transcript is spliced from 2 exons. Bases 1 to 738 code for a protein of 245 amino acids. NCBI's taxonomy places the organism in Eukaryota, Fungi, Ascomycota, Eurotiomycetes, Eurotiales, Aspergillaceae.